CCUGCGGGUGAGGCUGGAGGAGACUGGGGAGCUGUUCCGCGUGGCCAACUGCCGCAACGACAUGACAGUGCGGGAGCUCAAAGAAGAGCUGGACCUGAUGGUUGGCAUCCCCUUCAACCUGCAGCGGCUGCAUUUCCUGGACCAAGGAACUUUGAUGGAUGACGCCACGCUGAAGUUCUACGACGUCAUCCCCGGAGCAGUUAUCUCCUUGUGUAUCUGGCAUUACGAUGGUUGGACGGAACUGGUUUUGGCCGCAGUGGAAGGGGACCCCAGUAAGAUGUCAUGUCUUGGCAUCAGCGAGGAUAGCUUCUACCGAACAGCCAACUCCCAGCAUUUUAAGGGGGAACAGUGGAGACAGUGGACGGCCCAAAGGGCGUUUGUGGCCUUGUACAUCUCUGCCCACAGAGGCCACGUGGAUGCUGUGCAGUAUCUUCUAGAACUCGGAGCAAACUGCCUGGCCAAAUCACCCCUGGGCAGGACGCCCCUGCACGUGGUCGCAGCCAUGGGCAGGACAGACUGCAUCCAGCCCUUACUGGAACGUGGUGCCUCCAUCCACGACAGAGACUUGAAGAGCGAUACACCCGUCACCAUCGCGCGGCGCCUGAAGCGAGGAAGCUUUGAGCGCAAGAUGUUCCUUCUCUACUGGAUGAUCAAGUCUGGGACCAGGGACCCUGACUUGGUAGGGAGGAAUGCUUCAGAGAAAUCCAGCCCCGGGGUCGCGACACAGAAGAGCUCAAAACUGAUCUUCUAA
Molecule: messenger RNA, 751 nt
Organism: Apodemus sylvaticus (European woodmouse)
Lineage: Eukaryota; Metazoa; Chordata; Mammalia; Rodentia; Muridae
Gene: Ankrd60
Product: ankyrin repeat domain 60
Exons: 4
Coding region: 62-751 (229 amino acids)
Molecular function (GO): protein binding
Source: RefSeq, a predicted model, not a curated record